GGCACAGUCGCCCCAGUCUCUCUCGCUAACCCCCUCCCGCACCAUGGGACAGCCCGAGGGUCUGGAACGGUUCGAUAGCCCAGGGAAAGGCCGGGGAUUGAAGGCGACGCGUUCCUUCGCGCUGGGGGAGCUGCUGUUCUCCUGCCCGGCCUACACCUACGUACUGACUGACAACGAGCGGGGGAACCACUGCGACUUCUGCUUCACCAGGAAGGAAGGUUUGUCGAAAUGCGGCAAGUGCAAGCAAGCCUUUUACUGCAACGUGGACUGCCAGAAAGGAGACUGGCCCAUGCACAAGUUGGAAUGUUCGUCAAUGUGUUCUUAUGGACAGAACUGGUGUCCCUCGGAAACCGUCAGGCUCACGGCGAGGAUACUGGCCAAACAGAAAACCCAGACAGAGAGGACCGCGUCGGAAAGGUUCAUGUCCGUUAAAGAGUUUGAAUCCCACCUCAGCAAGCUUGACAAUGAGAAGAAAGAGUUAAUUGAGAACGACAUUUCUGCCCUUCACCGGUUUUACUCCAAGAAUGUGCACAAUUGCGACAAUGCAGCAUUAGAGUUCCUCUUUGCACAGGUUAACUGCAACGGCUUCACCAUUGAAGAUGAAGAACUCUCCCAUUUGGGAUCCGCUAUAUUUCCAGAUGUUGCACUAAUGAAUCACAGCUGCUGCCCCAACGUCAUUGUCACGUACAAGGGGACGGUGGCAGAAGUCAGAGCCGUGCAAGAGAUCCACGCCGGAGAGGAGGUUUUCACCAGUUACAUCGAUCUGCUCUACCCCACGGAGGAUAGAAACGACAGACUGAAGGAUUCCUAUUUCUUUAGCUGUGACUGCAGAGAGUGCUCCACUAAACAGAAGGAUCCGGCAAAAUUGGAACUCCGAAAACUAAGCGACCCUCCGAGCCCCCAGACUGUACGAGACAUGAUCACAUAUGCACGCAACGUGGUCGAGGAGUUCCGGAGAGCAAAGCACUAUAAGACUCCCAGUGAGCUGCUGGAGAUCUGCGAGCUGAGUCUGGAUAAGAUGGGCUCUGUGUUUGUGGACAGCAAUGUGUACAUGCUGCAUAUGAUGUACCAAGCAAUGGGCGUGUGCCUUUACAUGCAGGACUGGGAAGGGGCCUUAAAGUAUGGAGAGAAGAUUAUCAAACCAUACAGUAAGCACUAUCCUGCAUAUUCCCUUAACGUGGCCUCCAUGUGGCUGAAGUUAGGCCGCUUGUAUAUGGGUCUGGAAAAGAAUACUAUUGGGACAAAGGCUCUGAAGAAGGCCCUGGCUAUAAUGGAAAUAGCCCAUGGCCCCGAUCAUUAUUAUAUAGCUGAGAUCAAAAAGGAACUGGAGCUGUGAGGCACAGAAUCUAUGCACCUCCCUUUGUGUAUGAUUCAGCAAUGGGAAUCCAGCACAUGAUUCACCUCCCCUCCACUGUAAGCUCCUCUGUCUUCCAUGAUGGGCUGAGAAUCAUGGGAGUUUUAGAUCACAGACACCUGAAAACAAAAGGACUACAAGGCUUGAUCUCAUUGCCCUGAUGGUAAUGCUGUGCCUACAGGGGGAUUCAGCCACUUUAGAUGGACUUGAAACUCUUAGAGUUGGAUAAGAAAAGCUGGUGGGCUACAGACUAGGGACGUCCCUAUUGUCCUGCCGCUUUACUCUCUGAAGCCCAAUAUGUGGUGUAUAUAUUUGUACGUCUCCUGUGUUGGCUUGUAAAACUCUUUAAUAUUUCCACUACUGCCUUGGCCUUUAUCAUGAAUUAAAGGGGUCGUUCUGUGUAUUUCUCUGAACUUGACCUUGAGUUCGACCCCCCUUCCCCAGAGGUCCACAAUGGGAUGUACCAGAUUUUUUGAAGAUCUGCCCAUGACACUCAAAUUUACUUAUUUUGGAGCUUGGUUUACGGUUUGAUUGAAACCCUAAAAUGGGUUUACUUUUUAUUUAAUGCUAUGUUUUCGUUGCCCGAGAAUGAAAUGUAUCCAAUGUUUGCCUGCUUAUUUUAGCACCGAGAUUGCUGUUUUACACUGACGUGUGAUAAUAAAGAGAAAAGAAUAACACCAA
Molecule: messenger RNA, 2035 nt
Organism: Xenopus laevis (African clawed frog)
Lineage: Eukaryota; Metazoa; Chordata; Amphibia; Anura; Pipidae
Gene: smyd2.S
Product: SET and MYND domain containing 2 S homeolog
Biological process (GO): chromatin remodeling; animal organ development; circulatory system development
Cellular component (GO): cytosol; nucleus
Molecular function (GO): histone methyltransferase activity; protein-lysine N-methyltransferase activity; histone H3K4 trimethyltransferase activity
Source: RefSeq, marked provisional